CAGAAGGAAGAUGAGAGGAGAAGUAAGGUGGGAACUGCAGCUGCCUAGAAGGGAAUGAAGGCGCAAGAAUGCCCUGUGAGACGGUGUGGAUACCCCGCCACAUUUACGCACACAAUAAGUGAUUUACUGUGAGGGAUUCUGAACGAGAAUCGGAUCGUCGUGUUACGAGUCGUCAUUUUGCCUGAGAAAGAACAAGUUGCCGUCAGAAGUUGUCUUCACUAACCAGCAGAGAUGAGAUUUAACUUAUUGAUACUCCGAGGCUGGAUAACAUGUGUCCUGGUCACCUUUUACGCACAGAAUGGGGCCUCAAAAUCUAUCAACCAGUGUGAAGAUGAAAGAUAUUAUUUAAAAGGCUCCUCCAAAUGCUGCAAGAAGUGUCCACCAGGCUUCCAUGUGUUUUCCGACUGCACUGAUUCCGACGACACUAUAUGUAGAAGAUGUAACAGCGGUGAAUACCAGCCCGGAUGGACCGAUGAGAACCACUGUCUUCAGCAGAAGAUCUGCGACGAACAUAAGGGUUUCAAGAAGCGGCUUGAGAACGUGAUGGCGGAAGAGCCGUGCAGCUGCCGCUCCGGCCGCCAGUGCAGUCCCAUCAACUGUGAGUUCUGUGAGAAGAUACCCACCUGUGGCGCUGGGUAUGGACUGGAGGUGGACCCCGAGUCUUCUGAUGAGAUGAAGACGUGUGUUCCGUGUCAGAAAGGCUUCUUCUCUGCUGACAACAGUGCCGAACAAUGCAAACAAUGGACUAGUUGUAAUGCGGAGGGCAGGAGUGAGAUGCAGCCCGGCAGCGCCCAGGCAGAUGCAGUGUGUGGACACCCUGUCUCUGCCCCCUCCUGGGUUAUCGUUUCUGUUCUGUCAGUCAUCACGGUGCUGUGUCUCCUCGUCCUGCUCCUCUUCUGCUACAAGGACAAACUGAAGUUACUCUCAGUAAACCUGCGAUCAUGUGUCCAGAAUCUGAAGAGGACUAGGAUUCAACAGGAGACCUUGGCCCCUCUUUACCACAGUGUAGCAGGAGGAGGCCACAAAUCUACUCCAUGUGAGAUGACUAAACUCGUCUGCCAAGCGCCCCACAGCCCCGCCAAUGAACUCCAGUGCACCUUCCCCACCUCUGUCCCCGAGGUCAAGGUCUCCCUGCCCUUCACGGGGGAAAUGACGGAGGAAAAAGGGACCAAGGAGACGACGGUGAUGGAGGAUCAGAGCAAAGGGUCUGGAGAGCCCGAGGAGGUGUCAGAAGAUGAGGGGAUCGUGGUUGCGUCUCCUCUCCUGGCGGGCUUGUGUGUGUGUGUCAUUCCCGUCAGCGAGCCACUGGAAGUCGGGGAGAACGAGGACUGCAGUCAGGCGGUGAACCCCGGGACCCCAGGAACCUGCUCCUGUGGAGGGCUGGACGGAGACUGGGAGAGCGGGAGAGAGGAGAAAAGUGGGGAUGCAAAUCAAGAAAAGAUGGUUUUGUCCCCUGGUGUUGCAUCUCUUGUCUCUCUUUCUCCUCCACCCCUCCGCACCUCCUCUGAUGUCUUUCCCUCCACACCUGAGCUCUGCCUGCCGUUGUCUCAGGCUCAGGUGAGGCCAGAGUUUAAACCUCACCUCACUGACAGAUUGCUGGUCAAACAGGAGGACUUAUACAGACUGAAAAGUACAGACUCCAGUUUAACAGACACUUCGGUCAGCCCAUUGCUGACUUCCUCCUCUGUUGGAGAUCUCUACCUGGACCCUGAGACCUCCAGCCCGGAGCAAUGGGGGGUCAGCAGGGGAAACAAGCUCUCCUCGGGGGGGUCGGAGCUGGAGUGCUCACCUGAGAGCCUCCACAGUCAGCUGGCUGACCCAACUCCUACCUCAGGUCAGGUGUCUGGGAACAACAACACCACCUUCAUCUCCAGCGGUCAGGUGAUGAACUUCAGCGGGGAGGUCAUCGUGGUGUAUGUCAGCCAGACGUCUCUGGGCAGCGACGGGCAGGGCAAUUCCUUCGGGAGCCCCGUCCAGGAAGAGGCCAAUGAGACGGCUCUGUUCUUCCAGAGCAGCCUGAGGUCACAAGGAGACUCCAUUUCCCAGAACACCUGGCAGGAAGAGACACUGCCAGUCCAGGAAGUGGUGGAGGAGCGGCCGCUGGGAAAGUGAAAAGAGACCAAUGGCUGUUUCUUUCUUCAGUACAGUGAUCAUCUCAAUCAGUUAGACUUUCAAAAAUGACACGUUUUGUUGGUUACUGCACCUUAAAUAUGUUCGCUUCCAAAUUACAUUUCAACAACUAGUGAAUAAAAAACACAAUGUGCCCACCAUACCAGCUUUAAACAAGGACAGGAAGGCUUUCAAUUAAAAUGUUGAUGUGAAGCUAUCGGUCUAUGCCCACAUAAUUAGUUUAGACUGUAAUAUUCUAUCAUUUGACCAGUUUGAAACAUAAGUCACUAAAUCUUUUAGUACUUUUCUCUUUGGAAGGCUUUGUGCCUUUUCAAAUGGAAACCCCCUCCCUUCCAGACGGGAAUUUUUAUUGGAAGUUGGAUGUGAAACUUCAGACUGGAAGAACGUCAUGUUUUCUUAUUGUUGUAUGGAAAUUGCAGCUGGCUGUUGAUUUAAAGGAGUUUUUAUUUCCCACCUUCCAUCCUUUUCUCGCCCAGGUUGAAGUCUGUAGAAUUCUGCUAUUGCUCCUAAUUUGACAUUUGGAUGAUUUCAAGAGUUUCCUUUGCAUACAAAAUAUCCACCAUGUGGAAAUGAUUGUCUCUGCACUCACAAAAUCAUCCCGUAAAAGUCAAUAUUAGUAUGCAAUGAAAUUCAAUCUACAUGCUACAUUAAGAAGGUGCUUUUCACUGAGUGAAUGUUUCUCUUUUCUGCUUUGCAGGGUUUGGCAAAAGCUAAUUAACAGUAAAGACACAGCCAGUUCUGGUACGACGCUUGUUUAUCCCAAAUGUAGAGAUGUGUUUUAUUCUGUUCUUAUUGCACCACAAGUGCAGUGUGUGUCUAAGAAAAAAAAUGCUAUGCAUUUGAUAAGCUAUUUUAUUACUGGUUCUUUUUGUUUCAAUAUGUUUUAAUGUGCAAGCCUUAAUGAAGAAAAGUAAAAUGUCUGUUUUAUAUUUUUAAUUCAUUUCACAAAGAUGAUUGUUUAUGUAUUAUUUCAGCAAAUGCAUAUGUGAUCAAUGUCUGUAAAUAUCUCAAAAGAAGGGUUUGUGAAACAAGAAUGAAAUUCUCUUUGUGCUUCCUCUUUGAUUUGAGGUGUGAAUGAUUUGUUUCCGUGGAGCCAUGAACAGCAUGCAGAACACACUCUGUAGGAGUUUCAAGGGACUGUUCAAUUACAACCUCGCCAAAUGUAUGCAGUCUUCAAAUAAUCAUGUACAAAUCAAUCAAACAUUUUGCAAUGAAUGACUGAAAGAAUAUUUUUGUUUGAAAUUAAAUAUGUUUUGCAUCUAAUCCUUUCAGGGAUGGCUG
Gymnodraco acuticeps is the source of this 3411-nucleotide messenger RNA. It is a transcript of the gene tnfrsf11a, whose product is annotated as tumor necrosis factor receptor superfamily, member 11a, NFKB activator. The record is from RefSeq and is a predicted model, not a curated record. Gene Ontology annotation, biological process: multinuclear osteoclast differentiation; lymph node development; response to interleukin-1. The transcript has 10 exons. Gene Ontology annotation, molecular function: cytokine binding; tumor necrosis factor receptor activity. Gene Ontology annotation, cellular component: external side of plasma membrane. Bases 232 to 2112 code for a protein of 626 amino acids. NCBI's taxonomy places the organism in Eukaryota, Metazoa, Chordata, Actinopteri, Perciformes, Bathydraconidae.